AUGGACGUCGACAAGACCUCGUUCUACCCGCUCCUGCUAGACAUUCUCACCGACAUCUCCACCGCCCACUUUGUCACCAUUGACUUGGAAUUGAGCGGCAUUCCCACAAAGGAUCCUGCGGCAGGAAAGCCCAACCUCCAACAACGCUAUCUCGAAACAAAAGAAGCUGCCGAACGCUAUCAAAUCCUCCAAAUCGGCCUCACGUGCGUGGAACAGGAUGUGGAAAACCACCGGUACAUUCUCAAACCCUACAACUUCGAUCUCAGUCCGGUGAUCGACGAGCGCGGGCUGGAUGUGGAACGCAUCUUCUCCUUUCAAUCCGGCGCGGCUGAGUUCCUCCUCAAAGUCGGCUUUGAUAUUGGUCGUCCUUUCACACAUGGAGUUCCAUAUCUCAACCAUGCCGAAGCCAAGAUCGCGAGAGACAAACACACCAAACGCAACGACAAGAACUCCAUGGCAGACAUCUUCAUCAAGCCCACCGAAGUCGAAGCCCUCGCGUUCCUCUCCCGCGUCCGCAAAGAGAUUGAAACCUGGCUAGCAAGCUCCAGCAUGGACACGCCCGAAUUCCUCAACAUCAAUCCUCUCAUCCCGGCAUCGGAGAUUGGUGAGGUCACCGUUCCUUCCGAACUCUYUCGAUUUGAGAAACGACUCGUCCAUCAACUCGUCCGCGCCGAAUUCCCCACCCUGACAUCCAUCUCCCGGAGAGGCUUCAUCCAACUGCUCCACUUUGACAAAUCUCGUGAAGAUCGUAUUGCUGAAGGCCGGAAACGCGAUCUGGAGGAGCGCAUUGCUCGGCAAAAGGGAUUUCGCUGGAUCAUCGAUGCUCUCUCGGGCCAAAAUAUCUCCAACUUGGAUCUUCGCGAGUGCGCAAAGGACGCCGUGACUGGAGAGCACAUAUUCGUGGACCUGGACGAUUACAACGCGCAGUUCCAUCGUGCGGAACGACUGAUGAGAGGGAGGCCGAAGGUGCUCGUGGGACACAACUGUUUCUUGGAUUUGGUUUACGUCUACAGGACAUUCAUUGGUGAACUUCCGGAUACUGUGGAGGGGUUUCAAAAGGCUUUGCAUGAGUUGUGGCCGGUGAUUGUCGAUACGAAAUACAUGUCUACGCAUAACUGCGGUGACAUCAGUCCUGCGAGUUCGUUGGAGCAGAUUGCAGAUCAAUUGUCGGCAUUGAAGAAGCCGGUGGUGGAGACGGAUGAGGAUCACGGAAAGUAUAUGGAUGUCCAGGCCUUUCACGAGGCUGGCUAUGACAGCUUCUUGACGGCGCAGAUUCUCGUCAGAUUGAGUGCCAAGCUGGAGAAAGAAGGGGAGUAUGUCGAUGGUAUCGAGGAGACAUUUAACGGGCUCAAACUGGGGUUGGAAGAUCAGGUAGAUGGGCAGGAUGAGGAAAGGGGCUUCACGCCCGAUGAUGAGAAGAAGGAGUGGAAGCCCAAGUCGAAUGGCAAGACCAAGCGUUCCGGACCUGAUCGCACGACUGUCAAGAUGGAGGGAGGCAUGCCGAGAUUCGGCUCGGACUUCUGGAGAGUAUAUGGAAAUCGAUUGAGGGUGUUUGGUACCCAGGAGGGUGUUUGUGUCUUGGACGACGGAGCGCAGUCGCCUGGGAGUGAGGAAGAUGGCGGUGUGGGACUUUAG
Molecule: messenger RNA, 1635 nt
Organism: Ramularia collo-cygni
Lineage: Eukaryota; Fungi; Ascomycota; Dothideomycetes; Mycosphaerellales; Mycosphaerellaceae
Product: related to CAF1 family ribonuclease
Exons: 1
Coding region: 1-1635 (544 amino acids)
Biological process (GO): nuclear-transcribed mRNA poly(A) tail shortening
Cellular component (GO): cytoplasm
Molecular function (GO): poly(A)-specific ribonuclease activity; RNA binding
Source: RefSeq, a predicted model, not a curated record